AUGUUGCUAAAAAGAUUUGCGUACCCGUGCUGGUUGAGCGAUAUCAUCCACCGAAUCGGACGAGUAGUGCCUGAGUUACAACCCAUUUUCAGGAGGGGGUUUAAAAUAACCAUCACAGCAAGAUUACGGAGUGGAAUAAUCAGCUUCUUAGCCGAGACAACUUUGAGAUUUAGUCUAAUGCUAUAGCCGGCAAAAGGGGGGGGCGCUGUCUCACUGCUUCGGUUUCCUGGAUGGUACCAUGCGGCCUAUUAAUUUGUAGACCUGGCGAAAACCAAACGAUUGUAUAUAAUGGCCACAAGCGUGUACACGCAGUGAAAUUUAAGUCAGUUACACUACCAAAUGGACUUGGACUGGUUGCUCAUUUAUAUGGACCUGUUGGUAAGUUUUAUUAG
Porites lobata is the source of this 392-nucleotide messenger RNA. Lineage: Eukaryota; Metazoa; Cnidaria; Anthozoa; Scleractinia; Poritidae. The record is from the annotation of a GenBank genome assembly.